AUGGACGAACAUUUGCUAAAGCUACCAGAAGAAUUUCGAUUCCGAAUUUCCGAUGCUAUUCAAUCCUAUGAUCAACAAUUCAAUGACUCAACUUUGAAUCAAUUUAUUGAUUUGAUUUUCGAAUGUGCAACUAGUAAUUUGGAUUAUUUUGAACCUAUUUACCAAAUUUGCAAACUUCAAGUAGAGAAAGAAUCAAAUGGCAAUAAUGAGGGCAAAUUCCUGAAAAAGUUUGAUUCUCAUGUUGAAACAUUGCUUCAUGACUUUUUUGAAAAUUCAAAUAGUGCUGAAAACUGCGCAGCGGCUUCAAUGAAAGUGUAAGUUAAUUUUAAGGGUUAUUCAGAAAGCUUUAAAAUAAUUUCAGCUAUUUUUUGGCGUUUCUAAGUGUUCAAAAAUUCUGGUUAUAUGAUAUCACAUUUGAUCGAAUUAAAAAGCUAAUGAGCCCAGUUGGAUGUAAUUGUCCUGAGCAUUGUUAUGUGAAAGACUGUGCAAAUGGAACGGCAUUGAGAGCAGGUAACGCCCAAUUUAUCCUAUGAUAAAUUUCAAGAAUGUUGUUUAGAAGAGUUGCGAUUGAAAGAGCACUCAAUUCAAUGUGGAAUUCUAUAUUUGAUAUCAAUUACCCCGUUGUUAUUGCGGAAUAUUGAAUAUUAUAUUUAUUGGUGUUCAAGACUUCGGAAAUAUAAACAUUGUUUUGGAAAUGGGACACAAGAUAUGAUUGGACAAUUGGAAACUUGUUUUGGAGGUAUUGAUGAAAGGGCGCAUUGCGUGUUGAAUGAAAUUGGAAGGUGAGAAUUUGAAACAUCUAAAGAGACUGUAAUUUUAGAUUGUUGCAGUUUGGAAAAAACCGAUGAGCAGAUUGAAAAUGAUAUCAAUAGAUUAAUAAUUGAAAGAGAAAAAAAUGCUGAUAAAAAAAACGUAAGUAGGUUCUUUGUAAGUUCCACCAAGUAAAACUUUCAUAGUGUUUUAGGGUUCAAUUGGAAGAGAAUCCAGAAAUCAACGAAUUCAAAUUGACAAUUCAAAAAAUCAAUAAAUCCAUAUCAGAAACUCGCAUCCGACGUCCAAAAGGUUGUCAAAUUCAAAAAACGUGCAGUGAAAUAUUGAAAACUAACCAUACGAAAUCAAAAUUCAUCCGAAAAACUAGGGGAAAUUGAUAAAAUGAAUUUAUUCGAAAAAUAAAGGUUCGGAAUUCGCAAUUCCGACGUUUUGUCCUUGAAAUUUCGGAAAAAAAUUGAAAAACAUGUCUUUCAUUCGGGGAAAAAGGAUGAAAAAAUAUAUAAAAAAUAUAUUGCUCAGUUUAAGAAAAAAGCAACUUUUAAGCUGGGCAAUAAUGUGUUGACUCUAGCUCUCUCGUAACAAGAGUGCCCUUAAUUCACACCUGGCGAGAGAGUGUCCUAAAAUUUUUGUGCAGCGUGGAAAUUUUGAAUUUUCGAAAAUUUUCAUCAAAAUCGGCUGAAAAUCUAUGAAAACUACACGUUUUUCGGAAAAAAAUGUACAGUGUGACCUUUGAAAAUUUUAGUACAGUGUCCAUUUUGGACAAGUCUCGUCAGGUGUGCCCUAAUUUCAUUCAUCAUCUGUUCUUAAGCUGAGAAAUAUUUAGGGGCGGUACUGUGUAUUUAAGAAGCGCGGAUAGAUGCUCAUUCAAUCAGUUAUUUCAUUUCUGCAGAAACCAAUACGUAUGUAAGAAUAGGAGAUGUCUGUUGACGACGAAUUAUCAAUUCAGAACAUGGAACUUAUAUGAGGUAUGUAUUUUUGAGAAAAUUCAAUGAGAAUCAGAUAGUUUUUGCAGAGCUUACGAUCAGGAAUGGAAAGUUGAUUUGAAGCAUGGUCAACCAGGAGAAUGGGAGCGUUGGUAUAUUGAGGAUUGGGGAGGCAAGGUUGGAAAAACUCCGCGGAAAAAAACCCUACGGUCUACUUUGCAGGUCGUCUUCAAAGCAAUCCAUUCACCUGCUCGUUAUUUGCGUGCUUGUUCUGAUGGAAAUGUUGAUCUUGUCGGAUCGCAUCCGAAUGAUUGUCGAGAAACUCUUUGGAAACCAUUCAAGAAUUCAGAUGAGACUUGGUCAUUCCUAAGUGUUCAUGGAACUUGGUUGAGGUAUCUGAUUGUAUCACUUUUUUUAAAUUUAAAUUUUUAAGUGGGCUUGGUAACAAUGUGGUCUGUUGCAUGUGGGAAUGCAAAUCGUCGGAGAAGUUCACACUUCCAUGGUGGUAA
Messenger RNA from Caenorhabditis angaria, 2203 nucleotides. The record is from the annotation of a GenBank genome assembly. Lineage: Eukaryota; Metazoa; Nematoda; Chromadorea; Rhabditida; Rhabditidae.